AUGUUUUUACAACGCACACCACCGAAUGUGUUUUCAUCGGACGGUGAUAUUCCUGCAUCGGUAAAGAAGAUUAGCGGCGAAAGUUUUAUAACUACCCGUAAACGUAAACAAAUGGAAAAUGAUAAAAUUGAUACAAAUAUGAUUAAAUUUGAAGAAAAAUUUGAUAAUCAAAUGCUAAUAUGGAAUAAAACCUUAGCGAUUGCAUCGCAAAUAGCAUUGCUUACUUACUUACUUACUUACUUAUCUUCACGCACAAUCCCUGACGGGCAAGCAAGACAGUGCAAUGUCGAAAUAGUUAAUAUCCCCGACAGGCGAGGUGAGAAUCUAAACAGCAUAAUUGAGUGUUUGGGUGAUGCUAUUAAGCAUCCCUUACAAUCAUCCGACAUAAUAGCCGUUCAUCGUGUACCUCAUGCUGACAAAAAUGAUCGACGUCCGAAGAAUGUUAUAGUAAAGUUCGCAAACAGGACACUGCGUGACAAUGUGAUUACUACCUGCCGUGCUACGAAAGGGUUGAAUUCGACAUCAUUGUCCGUACCUGGCCGGCCUGCCACCGUUUACGUUAACGAGCAUUUAACGUUGAAUAACAAAUUGUUGUUUCGUCAGUGCCGGGAGGCUGCUAAGAAAAACGAGUAUAAAUAUGUUUGGGUUAAACAUGGCACCGUUCUGGCUCGCAAUACGGAUACUUCACCCGCUAUCGUAAUCAGAUCCCUCCAGGACAUCGCACGAAUCAAAUGA
Parnassius mnemosyne (clouded apollo) is the source of this 735-nucleotide messenger RNA. The record is from the annotation of a GenBank genome assembly. NCBI's taxonomy places the organism in Eukaryota, Metazoa, Arthropoda, Insecta, Lepidoptera, Papilionidae.